Messenger RNA from Oncorhynchus gorbuscha (pink salmon), 1551 nucleotides. Its product is annotated as transmembrane protein 147-like. Bases 497 to 1027 code for a protein of 176 amino acids. The record is from RefSeq and is a predicted model, not a curated record. The transcript is spliced from 8 exons. Lineage: Eukaryota; Metazoa; Chordata; Actinopteri; Salmoniformes; Salmonidae.
CGUGCUGAUCUUCAUUUAGACGCGUGUUAUUUAAAUGCAGUUAAUUUAUCAAACAGAUUUACAUUUAUAAUACGAGUGGAAUAAAUAUGUUAGGCCUUGCGCAUAAUCAGCCAUUUGAGUGUGCAGGAAGAGAGGACGCUAGCAAACUCGUUGGAGAAUUCGCCAGUGUUGGACUCCCUGGCAAUAUGACGCUAUUUCAUUUCGGGAAUUGCUUUGCCUUGGCUUAUUUCCCCUACUUUAUCACCUACAAGUGCAGUGGACUCUAGUCACCCUUAUUGGGGUCCCGAGUGGCGCAGCAGUCGAAGGCACGGCAUCUCAGUGCAAGAGGUGUCACUAUAGUCCCUGUUUCGAAUCCAGGCUGUAUCAUAUCUGGCCGUGAUUGGAUGACCCAUAGGGCGGCGCACAAUUGGGCCAGCGUCGUCCGGGAUCAGAAUACAAUGCAUUCUGGAGGUGUGUUCAAGCAGGAGCUACCUACCUAUUUGUGCAGCUAUGCAAGAUGCUAUUUCUAGCCACUUUCUUCCCCACAUGGGAGGGAGGAGCUGGUGUGUAUGACUUUGUUGGUGAGUUUAUGAAGGCCACGGUGGACCUAGCAGACCUUCUGGGCCUGCAUCUGGUCAUGUCCAGGAACGCAGGGAAGGGAGAGUACAAGAUCAUGGUGGCAGCGAUGGGAUGGUCCACAGCAGAGCUCAUUAUGUCAAGGUGUAUACCUCUAUGGGUGGGUGCCAGAGGCAUUGAGUUUGACUGGAAGUACAUACAGAUGAGCUUCGACUCCAACAUCAGCCUGGUGCACUAUAUCGCCAUGGCAGCAGUGGUGUGGAUGUUCACGCGGUACGACCUCCCGAAGAGCUUCCGUCUGCCUGUGACUGUACUGCUAGGGCUGUGUGUAUACAAGGCCUUCCUCAUGGAGUUGUUUGUCCAUGUGUUCCUGCUGGGGAGCUGGACAGCCCUCCUGGUGAAGGCGGUGCUCACUGGAUCCAUCUCCCUCUGUUCUCUCUUCCUCUUCGUCACACUGGUGCACAGUAACUGAGACUGGCUGCGACCCCAAACAAAGAGGGUCUUUAACACACACAGGGCCUUUCAACCAGACUUUGCCUGUAAAGAUUAAUUUUGUAUCGCUCAGAAAGAGGGCAGGAAUGUGAGCAUUCAUGAUUUGACUUUUUUUAAUGUUAUGAUACUACUUUUUUAUGUAUGAUUUAUUAUUGUGCUGAAUUAGUAUGGUAGAUUGAGUAUUUAUAACAAGUGGAUGAAAGUGGAUGCCUCUUAAGCAUUGUAGUACAGUUACUAAACUACUUUGACAUCUAAGCUGAUGGUACAAUACUGUUGUUACUCUGUGUGCUCACCUGCAUUACUGCAGAUAUGAAAGAGAUUAUCUUUAUCUCAUUCAACAUGAUGAAAUACAAAUGUUGGUGCACUUGUCACAUGACUGAAGCAGCAUAAUGGCGUACUUAUGUUGUCGUAAGAUUACAUAAAACAUGGUAGCAGUGGGUUAUCCUACUCUAUGGAAACUUAGUGAGGUGUGAAUGGAUGGCCAAUAAAUGACUUAAUAUGCUA